This is a messenger RNA of Aspergillus pseudonomiae, 1580 nucleotides long. RefSeq lists its product as uncharacterized. The record is from RefSeq and is a predicted model, not a curated record. The transcript has a single exon. Bases 458 to 1549 code for a protein of 363 amino acids. NCBI's taxonomy places the organism in Eukaryota, Fungi, Ascomycota, Eurotiomycetes, Eurotiales, Aspergillaceae.
AAUCACGUGGCUUCAAUAUGCCUCAGGCAGCGACCGGUUUCGUAAAGCAACUUUGGCGUCAUAUCGUGGCAUAAUAUAUUUUUUUGUAUCCUUUUUACUAAAAUCAUAAAUUUGCCCUCUCAGUUCUGAUUUUGUCAUGCUUGCUUGUCAGAGAAAUUCGUGUUACAGUAUCGUAAAAUCAUGAAGGUCUAUUUCGUAGCAACCCAUGGUUCAGAUCGGUUCCUUCAGAACCACUGGACAAUAGACCCUCGUCAUUGCCAACUACUUCAAUGUCUAUUUAUUACCACAAAGCGCGUGGUUUUCGGACAUAUAACCAAGACACUAAGCCCUUGAUCUCAAUGCUCCCGUUAUCCAUAGGCUGGAAUCUAUUCACAUCUGGCGAGUUCGUCAUUUAUAGAAGCAAAGCGCCACCGUUCCUUGCUUGAUGGCCAUUUUUUCCAGUUAAACGCCCACAAUUAUGUCCAGAAAGAUCAUUUUUCUCAUGGGAGCCCCCACGAUGCGAAGCCUCCAAUGGAACGAAGAGGAGCUUCUCACAGCACCCGUCUCUCCGUUUCAGAGUUCGGAUAUUCACAAUGGAGAAGAUUUGCUUUUCACAGAUCCCAACCCUGUAAAAUGGAGGCUAUUACAGGAUGAGAGAUUUGUGGAGGCACCUGACGAAAACCCAGGACUAGGCAUAGAUAGAGGCACUCACUUCUUUACAACUCAAGAUCUUGUGGCGCCUAGCAGCUUAUCAACUGCCCCAGAAGAUUCAACUCUCACCCAGUUCUACGACCAUUCUUUCACUGUGCAUGAGACAUCUGAGAUUACUGCCCCGGGCGUCCAUCUCGGGGAUUCUGCGAAAGAAAGUGACAUAGGGGCCGACAGCACAGGGACGUCUAUUGCAACAGAAGAAUCCCUUGGGUUGGAGUCGCCCGUCCAAGGAGGUAUUACAGAUCUUCAAAACAUUCCGAGCGCUGCAUACCUGACAUCUAUUGUGCCCCAAACUAUGACGGUGAAUCUCAUCGUCGGAAUUGCUACAAUUCGACCACCGCGUCGCAUUGUGACGCGGCGAUGGAAGAACGAACUAGAUCUUGUCGAAAUAGUAGUGGGAGAUGACACAAGAAGCGGAUUCGGAGUUACGUUCUGGCUCCCCCCCGUGGAAAAAAGGAUCGCCCUAGGUCACCAUGACGAGAGCCAUGAGCUUCGCAAAAUGCUGGAGACUUUACGGCCGCGAGACAUUGUUUUGUUGCGCAUGGUAGGAUUGAGCUCCUUCCGGGAACGGGUUUACGGACAGAGUCUCAGGAAAGGGAUCACCAAAGUCGAUCUACUCCAUCGACAGAGGGUCGACGUAACAGAUGCGGGUGGUAUGUACAGUGCAAGGAGUCUCAUGAACCAUGAUACGACAGCCAAGAACGAUGAACUACUGCGAGUCAAAGCAAGAAAGGUGCGCGAGUGGAUCAGACGUUUCGUGAGCACCACGACGGAUUUAGCAGGCGGUGAUGCAAGGGAGCCCACGCAACGUGGGCCGAGUUUACCUCCAGAUACGCCAGAGGAUUCGUCGAGGUUAUAAUUAGAACAACUCUGUAGGAGGAGGUAUGUCU